CAGGUUUCUACUUCCUGUUCGGCGGUAAAGCGUGUUUGCUGGUUGACGAAGUACAAACGUUUUUGGCGAAAGAAAAAUACUCCAUUAAAUAAUUUGUAGACCUUAUUAACUACCACAGAAAUGAGUUUACCUCUGAACCCGAAGCCGUUCCUGAACGGCCUGACGGGCAAACCAGUGAUGGUGAAGCUGAAGUGGGGUAUGGAGUAUAAGGGCUACCUGGUGUCUGUAGAUGGCUACAUGAACAUGCAGCUGGCCAACACAGAAGAGUUUGUGGACGGAGCGUUGGCGGGUCAUCUUGGUGAAGUGCUUAUCAGGUGCAAUAACGUUUUGUACAUCAGAGGUGUAGAAGAAGAGGAAGAGGACGGAGAGAUGAGGGAGUGAAGUCGGAGAAGAGGACUCGUCCCCGGUCUUCUGUCUGAGUGUGAUUGUACGUUGUAGUUGAGCUGAUGUGUGUUUGUGUUUUCACCAUGUGAAACAGAUGAGUGCUUCGGGUUUCUUUUCUUUUUCUUUUUUUUCAAGCAGUUUUGAAAAUAACUUUUUUUUUUUACUGUAUGCGAGACCAAUUUUAUGUUGUGACGUUGUGAUACAGACACAAUAAAUGAUUCCCCCUCCUUUCUUAAA
Labrus bergylta (ballan wrasse) is the source of this 621-nucleotide messenger RNA. RefSeq names its product small nuclear ribonucleoprotein polypeptide F (gene snrpf). Gene Ontology annotation, molecular function: RNA binding. The record is from RefSeq and is a predicted model, not a curated record. Gene Ontology annotation, biological process: mRNA splicing, via spliceosome; spliceosomal snRNP assembly. NCBI's taxonomy places the organism in Eukaryota, Metazoa, Chordata, Actinopteri, Labriformes, Labridae. Gene Ontology annotation, cellular component: U1 snRNP; pICln-Sm protein complex; catalytic step 2 spliceosome.